UUGCUGUGUGUGUGAAUUUGUUGGUGUGCGUGUUCCAUCAAAAUAUUUUCCCAAUAUAAUUUUUUUUUGCAAAAUUCGCAUAGAAAUUGUAGUUUUCCCAUCACAAAAGGUGGGUAAUUGACAAGGGGAGUGUACUUUGUAGUUUUCCGGACGUUUCCUGCCGGGAAGAGACAAUGGGGAGCGAUGUUUGAGAGAGUCGGAGUGGGUAGUUUCAGUGGCAUCACGUACAAGAAAAGUGGCGAGCUGGCGCGCGACAAGAAAGCGAGGACGAUUGCUGUGUCAGUUCUCUUCCUCGAUGACACCACACACACCUUCCCGCUUGAGAAGCGUGCCAAGGGAGCUGAAUUGCUGGAUGCAGUCUUCAGGCAUCUCGAACUCUCCGAAAGGGAUUACUUCGGAUUGCAGUUCAUCCAUCAUCAGCCUGGUGGAGAUAACGUUGCGACAUGGGUGAAUCCUAACAAGUCCUUCAAGAAGCAAUGGCAAACUGUACGUGGUGGCGAUGUAAAUCCUUCUCUCUGCUUUAAAGUUAAGUUUUUCGUAACCGAUCCGAGCCGUCUUCAGGAGGAAUAUACACGAUAUCAAUUCUACCUUCAAAUAAAGCGUGAUAUUUUGCAUGGGAAGCUACAAUGUUCCCUGAAUACUGCCUGCCUACUGGCCAGCUACACCGUUCAGGCGGAACUUGGGGACUACAGUGCUGUCGAUCAUACACCUGGGUACCUUUCGGGUUUGCAAUUGCUGGCUGAGCAAACGGAGGAGACGGAAAAGCGAAUUUGUGAACUUCACAAACUUCAUCGUGGUCAAUUGCCGGCAGAUGCGGAAUAUAAUUAUUUGGAACAUGCCAAGAGGCUCGAUAUGUACGGCAUUGAUUUACACAGUGCAAUGGAUAGCGAUAGGAAUGAGCUGCAACUGGGUGUAUCAUCCAAUGGGUUGAUUGUCUUUCAAAAUGGAAUUCGCAUGAAUAUGUUCUCUUGGUCAAAAAUGGUGAAGUUGUCGUUCAAACGGAAGGAUUUCUUCAUUCAACUCCGAAGGGAAAUUCCCGAAAGCUACGACACCCUUUUGGGUUUCAGCAUGAAAUCACAUAGAAAUGCAAAAGCUCUCUGGAAAUCCUGCGUUGAGCAUCAUUCAUUCUUCCGCCUACAGCGUCCACAUCGUUCACCGCGCUUCCUCACCCUUUCGCUGGGUUCCAAAUUCUACUAUUCCGGCCGGACGGAAUUGCAAGCAGUGCAGGAGAGUAAGCAACGCAGUAAGGUCUCAAAGAUCUUCAUUAGAUCCCCGAGUAAGCGUAUCCUUGGGUCCCCGUUGAAUGGUAGUGAAAGCAAUGGGAAAUCCUCGUCGUCCAUUAUCAUGAAGAACACCCGUCCACAUGACAAUAAAGUUACCUCAAAGCAGACAACGUCCAUUCCGCGGAAAGCGUGGGAGCAGCAAAGUGACGAUGAUGGAUUCAUUGAGCAACUUGCAAGGAGCUACGAUCUAAAGCAGUUCAUGUACAGUGAGAAUGGGCAAGAGGAUGGGCAUGUUGUCAUUCACCUUAAGGCCGAUGAACAGGGUAGAUUUGGGUUCAAUGUCAAAGGUGGGGCAGACCUGAAGCUCCCCGUGUUGGUGUCGCGCGUUGCACCGCACACACCUGCCGACAAGAGUAAUCCACGCAUCCGCGAGGGGGAUCAGGUUAUCAUGAUUAAUGGCUACGACAUCAGUGGGUUGAAGCACGAUCAAAUUGUUGCACUAAUCAGGGCUUCGAGGGAGUAUCGUGGUGGUGAACUCGUGCUCACCAUUAAGCCUCAAGCCAAUGGUGACAUGGUUGAGGAGGAACCAAUCUGUCUGUAUGUGCCGGAAAAUGAUAGUGUCAACCCACAACUGGAAGGUGAUGCUCUUUUCGAUCAAUCUCUGCUUCUUCUCAGCGAUGGCUUAGCAUCGGGAGCACUUUUGGCGCAAUAUGAACAAAUGUACCGGAAGAAUCCGGAUUUGGCAAUAACAGAGGCUAAGAAACCCGAAAAUGCAGCUAAAAAUCGCUACAGAGACAUUUCUCCGUAUGACUGCACUCGUGUUGUUUUGAUCAAUUCAACUUCCGGUGAUUACAUUAAUGCCAAUUAUGUGAAUAUGGAGAUCCCAGGAGGAACAGUCAAUCGCUACAUCGCCACACAGGGCCCUUUGUCCAAUACAACGACGGAUUUUUGGCGAAUGGUGCAGCAGGAGAGUAGCCAUUUGGUUGUUAUGCUGACAACGGUGAUGGAGCGUGGGCGUCCGAAAUGUCAUCAAUAUUGGCCACUAGCUGGUGAUACGAUGGAUCUAGCUGAGGGCUUUUCAAUCCAGUGCAAAAGCGAGAGUGCCGACGAGACGGGAAGUUUCGUCUUUAGGGAGCUCUACUUAUGUGAUACAAAGACUGACGAAAAGAGAUUAAUUCAGCACAUGCAGUAUCUGGCAUGGCCUGACCAUGGUGUGCCACCGGAUCCAAAUCUCUUUCUGCAGUUCACUGAGAAAGUUCGUUCAGCACGGAGUACGACACUCUUGCAGGAGAUUGAAGCGAGUCUGCGGCAGGUGCGUCUCAUGGAUGCCGACGCUGAGGAGAAUGGAGUGGAUAUUUGUGAAAGGAAAUCAGCAACGGGAAUUGACGAUGAUAGUCCUGAUGAUAUUCCACCAUCAACAAGUGUUCAUCAGUACAUCAGUGCUGCCAAUCCGCCCGUAAUCGUGCACUGUUCUGCAGGAAUUGGACGAACUGGCGUACUGAUACUCAUGGACACAGCAUUAGCACUUAUGGAGCAAAGGGAGCCCGUCUAUCCGCUCGAUAUUGUUCAAACAAUGAGAGAUCAGAGGGCUUGUAUGGUACAGAAUGCUGGUCAGUAUAGGUUUGUUUGUGAGUGUAUUUGCGCAGCUUAUGCCAAAAUGGCAAUGGAAUCUCAUCAGUAAUUCUAACUUAUUAUUAAUUAUUAUAUUAAAAAAAAAAGAAAUGAAAAACAAAUUAUACAAAAAAGUACGAUACAAAAAAAUAGUGAACCGAAAACAAUAUCUAAAAAAGAAAAUUGAUAAAACCAUAUUAGAAAGUUUAGUGAUGAAGAAAAAUUAUGAUGAAAAAAAAGGUAUUUAAUAUUUUUAACAAAUUAUAUAUCCAAUGUAUUUAUGUAAUAUUUUAUGGAACACAACAAUCCCUUUUCGAGUGUCUAUCUCUUACAAUAAAAAUCCCCUUUUUAUAUACAAAACAAUAACACGGCCAUGUCCGAAUUUGGCAUGGUUUGAGAACUUUGAGAAGGAAGAAAAAAAAAACUAAAAAUUCUAUUCAUAUGUAUACAACAAGGAACCUUUGUACUGUGACCUUCACAACGUGGAGCGAUUUAAAAAAAAACGUGUAUGCAAAAUAUAAAAAUAAUAUUUAGACUUUCGUCCCUAAAAA
Molecule: messenger RNA, 3385 nt
Organism: Lutzomyia longipalpis
Lineage: Eukaryota; Metazoa; Arthropoda; Insecta; Diptera; Psychodidae
Gene: Ptpmeg
Product: tyrosine-protein phosphatase non-receptor type 4
Exons: 11
Coding region: 184-2904 (906 amino acids)
Biological process (GO): protein dephosphorylation
Cellular component (GO): cytoskeleton
Molecular function (GO): protein tyrosine phosphatase activity; protein binding
Source: RefSeq, a predicted model, not a curated record